Molecule: messenger RNA, 1707 nt
Organism: Harpegnathos saltator (Jerdon's jumping ant)
Lineage: Eukaryota; Metazoa; Arthropoda; Insecta; Hymenoptera; Formicidae
Product: 1-Acylglycerol-3-phosphate O-acyltransferase 2
Exons: 6
Coding region: 216-1070 (284 amino acids)
Biological process (GO): phosphatidic acid biosynthetic process
Cellular component (GO): membrane; endoplasmic reticulum
Molecular function (GO): 1-acylglycerol-3-phosphate O-acyltransferase activity
Source: RefSeq, a predicted model, not a curated record
UGUACGAGUUUACUUAAUCGAACUUCGAUCCUUCAGCUGCGUUUUUCGAAAGAGCGAGUCACAGUUUAUGAAAGGCGGGGACCGGCUCAUUGUUCAAUAUUCAUGCAUGUGUCCGUGACGGCUGGCGCGAUAUAGUACGACAAACGCGGCUAUCGCGGCAUUUGACAGUUGUCUUUGGUCAAUCGUGGUGCACGGUGUCCGCUAAGUUGCCUAUCAUGUUCAACAUAUUAUCAUGCGAUAUCUGCUCGUCGCUCGGGCUCGCAGUGGUGUUCUUCUUCGUGAUGCUCUUCGCCCUGAGUGUGAGUGAAAGCUUCAAGUAUCGAUCAAAAUUCACUUUCUUUAUACUGGCGAGCGCUAUAGCUGCAGGAAUAUGGAUACCUUUCAUGUUCUGUCGCAUGAGAAGUUGGAAAAACGCAAUUAUGCCGGCCCGUGGGGUGGUGAUAAUAGCUAAGAUGCUCGGGAUCAAUUACCAUUUGCGCGGAAGAGAGAACAUCGUCAAAGAUACAGGCUGUGUCGUGCUCAUCAAUCAUCAGAGCUCCUUGGACCUUUGUGUUCUAGGUAAAUUGUGGCUGUCGAUGGACCGAUGCAGCGUCAUCUCCAAAAAGGAGAUUCUGUAUCUGGGACCAUUCGGUCUUGCGUGUUGGCUUUGGGGAACAGUAUUCAUCAAUCGCGGCAACGUCGAGGAGUCUCGUCAGACUAUCAACGCCACAGCGGAAUCGAUCCGCCUGACGAAGCGAAGACUCCUUCUGUUCCCUGAGGGACACCGCCACUCGAACAACACUUUGCUUCCCUUCAAGAAAGGCGCUUUCCAUGUCGCGAUCAAGUCGCAAAUGCCGAUUCAGCCGAUUGUCGUGUCGAAGUACUAUUUUCUAAAUGACAAGCGUAAACAGUUCCAUUCAGGAAAUAGUUACAUCACGAUCUUACCGCCCAUUCCUACCACCGGUAUGACCAAGGAUGAUCUUCCAGAACUAAUGCAGCAGGUAUAUACGGUCAUGAACACAACUUUCGUGAAAUCUACACGCGAGUGCUUCGCCGAUCACAUAGAAGAGGAGAGCCUAAAAGACGAGUGAUAUGGCGAGCAUGAGACAUGGACGUUUGAGCGAGCUUAGUGCGAUUGAAUGAUGAAUUUGCGACGAAGGCCGAUUUACAAAAAUAAAUUUUUAUCGCGUCAUCAUCCCUGCGGAAACGGAUACUCGCAUAUGCGAUUUGUUCUUUUUUUCUUACACGACGUGUAUAUGUAUCAAAGACACACACAGAUUUCAAAUCGUUAUUUGAAAUCCUCAUAUCUCCCAGCAAAUCGACGAUUACUGUUUUCUUCGAUCCCUUUCGUUGUCCCCCGAUUAUAACCUAAUCUUAAAUAACAAAAUGUCUAAAAGACGGCUUAGAGAUGUUUAAGAGAUAUUCUACUUGUUUUAAAUUGCCUUCUUAGAUGUCUCCAAGAGUCUCUAAGACUUGUGCUGUUUGCGAGAAGCUUAAAAUAUUUCACAUUAAUAAGUGUUCUUCCAUUAACUCUAUGUAAGAUUUUAUCCUUCAGAAUAAGAAGAAUCUACCGAAGCUCAAAUGAUACUUUACUAAGGAUGCAAUCUGUAAUUUUUAUACUUUGUGGCAACAAGUGAUUUGUUAAUCGAGAGAUUUUGUCUCCGCGUCGUCGCGCAAUACACAACAAAUAUUUUGUAUAAUGAAUAUACGUUGAAUGUGAAACUGUUA